This is a messenger RNA of Drosophila takahashii, 858 nucleotides long. Its product is annotated as G-box-binding factor. The record is from RefSeq and is a predicted model, not a curated record. NCBI's taxonomy places the organism in Eukaryota, Metazoa, Arthropoda, Insecta, Diptera, Drosophilidae.
UCAAUUUCGCUCCAAAAUUCUGUUUUAAUAAUUUCAAAAUUAACAGAGUUUUUUUAAAAUUACAACUUAAAUUACAACAUGGCUUACAACGGCGUCCGGCUACCGGGUAUUUUUUGUCCAGAUGAAAGCGUUGAGCAGUUUGCAAGACUUUACGGAAGUGAUAAUUUUAGCAAAUUUAUGAUAAUGUCCUCGAGCAGUCCUUAUCCAAACUAUCAACCGAGUAACGAGCACGCUCCAGUUCAUAAUCAGCCACCGGGAAUGAUGGAAGUCGGCCAGACCAGGUUUUAUGGAAGUCCAUCACCAACUGACGAGCGACAUCUUAAAGUUAAUCCUCGAUAUUGUGCUCAUGCCGUUCAAGGAUCUAGGCCCAUUACGCAUGGAGCCUGUGGUGAUCAUUAUAGGUCCUCGCCAAUUUUAAAAAACCAUAAGCAUGAAUAUCCCCAGCGGGGAGUUCAAAAUCAUCAAGAGAUGCAUUAUCGGCAGUCUCAUCACGCCCAUCGAGGAGUUCAAAGUCAGCCAGGUAGGCAAUAUCAUCACGCCCAACCAGGAAUCCAAAAUCAUCGAGAGAUGCAAUAUCACCCUGAGCAAAAUCGGCACGCCCAUCCUAGAAUCCAAAAUCAUCCGGAGAUGCAAUAUCAUCAUGAGCAGGCUCAGCAACUGAAUUUUAUGUAUCCACCUCCACCUGGACCCAGAUUUCCCUGGCUUUAAAUCACGUUUUCCGGCUAAAUCCAUUUAAGCAAUCGACUUCGCUUGUUUGUAAGUUUUUGUUGGUAACAGUACCGAAGCAUGACGUGAAUUUCUGUAUCGAAAAUCUUAUUUUGUAUUACAAUUAUGAAUAAAUCAAUAUUUAAUUCCGUG